AUGGCAGAAGUGAAGCUACACGGAUUCUGGUCUAGUCCUUUUAGUCAUAGAGUGAUUUGGGCAUUGAAAAUCAAAGGUGUGGACUAUGAAUACAUAGAGGAAGACCUUUAUAACAAGAGUGAACAGCUGUUGAAGUACAAUCCUGUUUACAAGAAGAUCCCUGUCCUUGUCCAUGGCGGCAAGCCAAUAGCUGAGUCCCCCGUCAUCCUUGAGUACAUCGAAGAAACCUGGCCGGAGAAUCCAUUGCUCCCAAGUGAUCCUUAUGAGAGAGCCAUGGCUCGAUUUUGGAUUCAAUUCUUAGAAGACAAGGGUCCUGUUUUCCGUGCAUUGCUUCUAUCAACCGGUGGAGAGGAGCAAGAGAAAGCAGCAAAGGAAUCGUUGGAAGUGCUGAAAAUUAUAGAAGAGAAAGCUCUUGGGGACAAGAAGUUUUUCGGUACUAAUACCAUUAAUUUAGUGGACAUCUCCUACGGAGUGCUGACCUAUUGGCUCAAGAACAUGCAAGAAGCAAUCGGCGUUAAGGUGCUGGAACCAAACACCUUACCUCGACUGUAUGAAUGGGCUCAAAAUUUCGUGGAAGUUGCUGUCAUCAAAGAAACAAUCCCUGAUCGUGACAAAAUGGUGGCUUAUCUGAGAGGCCUGAGGGAGAAGAUUGUUGCUGAACAGUCUAACAAAUAGCAUAAAAAAGCUUCAUACUAGCGAGCCUUCUGGAAAAUUGAUUUUCCUAUACUUGGCAGCUUGGGAUGAUUAUCUAAAGCUAUAUAUAUAUAUUUGUAAUCUGCUUAGUUAUGCUAUGUUGUAUUAAUUAAGCAUGAAAUAAUUGAA
Molecule: messenger RNA, 822 nt
Organism: Theobroma umbraticum
Lineage: Eukaryota; Viridiplantae; Streptophyta; Magnoliopsida; Malvales; Malvaceae
Product: putative glutathione S-transferase
Biological process (GO): glutathione metabolic process
Cellular component (GO): cytoplasm
Molecular function (GO): glutathione transferase activity
Source: RefSeq, a predicted model, not a curated record